This is a messenger RNA of Mus caroli (Ryukyu mouse), 6041 nucleotides long. RefSeq names its product abl interactor 2 (gene Abi2). The record is from RefSeq and is a predicted model, not a curated record. Gene Ontology annotation, biological process: neuron migration. NCBI's taxonomy places the organism in Eukaryota, Metazoa, Chordata, Mammalia, Rodentia, Muridae. Gene Ontology annotation, cellular component: lamellipodium; actin-based cell projection; SCAR complex. Gene Ontology annotation, molecular function: SH3 domain binding; signaling adaptor activity.
GCCGCUCGCUCCUCCCGAUUCCCGCCGCGUCCGCCGCUGCUCCUCCUCUCCCGGGCGUCGCGGCCGCUGCCUCUGCGGGCUGUAUGAGGAGGAGUAGGAGGAGGAGGAGGAGGAAGAGGAGGAUGUGAAGAUGGCGGAGCUGCAGAUGCUGCUGGAAGAGGAAAUCCCGGGGGGCCGCCGGGCUCUCUUCGACAGCUACACGAAUCUGGAGCGGGUGGCCGACUACUGCGAGAAUAACUACAUCCAGUCACCAGAUAAGCAGCGAGCCCUAGAAGAAACCAAAGCCUACACCACUCAAUCCUUAGCAAGUGUUGCGUAUCUGAUAAACACCUUGGCCAACAAUGUCCUACAGAUGUUGGAUAUCCAGGCAUCACAGUUACGGAGGAUGGAGUCUUCAAUCAACCAUAUUUCACAAACAGUUGAUAUUCAUAAAGAGAAAGUUGCAAGAAGAGAAAUUGGUAUUUUGACCACCAAUAAAAACACUUCAAGAACCCAUAAGAUUAUUGCGCCAGCCAACCUUGAGCGGCCAGUUCGUUAUAUUCGAAAACCUAUUGACUACACAAUUUUAGAUGACAUUGGACAUGGAGUGAAGUGGUUGCUUAGAUUUAAGGUGAGUACCCAGAAUAUGAAAAUGGGUGGAUUGCCACGUACGACACCUCCAACUCAGAAGCCCCCAAGUCCCCCUAUGUCAGGGAAGGGGACACUUGGGCGGCACUCCCCCUAUCGAACACUGGAGCCAGUGCGUCCUCCAGUGGUACCAAAUGAUUACGUACCUAGCCCAACCCGUAAUAUGGCUCCCUCGCAGCAGAGCCCUGUGAGGACAGCUUCUGUGAAUCAAAGAAAUCGAACUUACAGCAGCAGUGGGAGCAGUGGAGGAAGCCACCCAAGUAGUCGGAGCAGCAGUCGGGAGAACAGCGGAAGUGGUAGUGUGGGGGUUCCCAUCGCUGUGCCUACUCCAUCUCCUCCAAGCGUCUUUCCAGCCCCUGCUGGCUCUGCUGGCACUCCUCCCCUUCCUGCUACUUCUGCAUCUGUCCCCACCCCUCUUGUUCCUGCUACUGUUCCCUCCUCCACUGCCCCAGACGCUGCUGCUGGGGGUGCACAGAGCCUUGCUGAUGGCUUCACUUCUCCAACUCCCCCUGUUAUUUCUUCUAACCCCCCCACAGGUCAUCCUGUUCAGUUCUACAGCAUGAACAGGCCUGCCUCUCGCCAUACACCACCUACAAUAGGGGGCUCGUUGCCCUAUAGACGUCCUCCUUCCAUAACGUCACAAACAAGCCUUCAGAAUCAGAUGAAUGGAGGUCCUUUUUAUAACCAGAAUCCAGUAUCUCUUGCUCCUCCUCCUCCUUCCAUCUUACAGGUAACUCCUCAGUUACCUUUAAUGGGAUUUGUGGCCAGAGUCCAAGAAAAUAUUUCAGAUACACCACCUCCACCCCCACCUGUGGAAGAGCCAGUCUUUGAUGAAUCCCCCCCUCCACCACCUCCUCCAGAAGAUUAUGAAGAGGAGGAAGCAGCUGUGGUUGAGUACAGCGAUCCUUAUGCUGAAGAGGACCCACCGUGGGCGCCAAGGGCUUACUUGGAAAAGGUUGUGGCAAUUUAUGAUUAUACAAAAGACAAGGAAGAUGAGCUGUCCUUUCAGGAAGGAGCCAUUAUAUAUGUCAUCAAGAAGAAUGACGAUGGUUGGUAUGAGGGAGUUAUGAAUGGUGUGACCGGGCUCUUCCCUGGGAACUAUGUUGAGUCCAUCAUGCAUUAUUCGGAGUAGAGCCCGGCACAGCUGUGCUUCUCUCUCAAGAGGUCAGGUCUUCCCAGAUUAGCUUGAGGCCCUGGGAAUUUCCUCCCAGUGAAAUGAAUGAAGCAUACAAAUGAUGAAGUUACUCCUUUUAUUACUGUUUUGGUUUAUCCCCUAGUAUCAAAAACUGAAAGCCAAGUCUGAACAAGUGGAUCUUCUUGCUGUCAUUUGCAUUAUGCUAUCUAGAUUGAAAAUGUGGCCAUUUCUCAAUCAUGAAAGGCAUACCAACAUGAACAUGUAGCUAAAACAUGUAAGACCAAGACUGACUUGAGGAAAAAUAUCUGGGAUCUUUCUCAGGAAUACUGUACACCCUUGGAUUUCUCUUCCUGCAGAAUCUGUGACAUUGGAUGCUCAUUGCCUCUGCUUUGGGGCUAACCUCAUGGCCUGGUGGACACCCUUGCCCUUUACUUUCAGUAUAUGGAGAGGAAAGGAACCAGUGUUUAAAUACUUUAUUUAACUACUUUUCGAUUGCUUAAAAAAGCUGUUUUCCUUCUUUAACACUGUAAAUCCUGUGUUCUCUUAGCACUGGAGUGCGCUAGGUGAGUUAAUCCUGAACUCCCUCGCAUCCUGUCCUGUUUGUAGAUUAUAAGGAUGACAAAAUGUGAAAGUCUCCAAAUAUUCCCAGGGUUGUUAACAGUUUGAUUUUAAUGCACUGUUGCAUGAGACUGCAUUGCUGAUAGCAGCCAGUGAAACCAAUGUGAAAUGUGGUGUAGGUACUUCAUGUACUGAGGUGAGCUUGUUGGACACGAAGGUUCCUAAGGAUCUCCAGCCUUAGGCACUGUUUCAGAGUAGGGCCUAGGAAGUCAGACCAGCUAUUACUGUUCUUUUGAUAUUCAACCCCCCCCCCCUUUAUUUUUAUUUUUUUAGCAGAGACUAGUUGUCAAGUCUCUUGACAGUCACUCCUGGACUGGGAAUGAAAGGCUGCUACCAUGCUCUUGGACCAUUAUCAAUGGCAGUGUUAGCUGAUGCCAAGUCAUUUUCAAUCUCUCAGCUAUUGAAAAAUAAGUCUCCUCCUGAUCUGAAGUGAUUAGACUCUAAAGUAGCACUCCUAGUAAUAUUCUGAACCUUGUGAUUCAGAGUAAAGAGUGUGCUGAGGAAGACUAAUAGAAUAAAAUACUUACCCAGGCACACUGAGGAAAAGCAGUAGUAUGUAUUUGAAACUAUUGGCAUCUCCCUCAUCUACUGAAGAGGAGAUAAAGCUGUUGUAAUCCAGAUGCAGGAUUGCACAUGCUGUCUGGUGAUGCUAGAAGAACAAGGGUUGUAGAUGUGAAGAAAAGCAGACUAUAAGGCACUGACACUCCACUGGGAGAUCCGCUAUCUGCACCUGAGGCUUCACUGUGCAACUCGGACCCAGACAGUGUUCUUCUCAAGACCUUUUUUGCUUUAAGGUUGUAGGUUUUGUUUGUUUCAGACAUGGUGUUCCUCCUGCUCUAGCCUCUCAAAUACUAGGAUUAUAAGGAGGAGCCACUGUACCAGGAGCAGCAGGCUGUUUUGGUUUUAAUUUUAUUUUAAAAACCACAUUGCACAUCAGCUAUCACACUUUAAGAUUUUUUUUUUUUUUUUUUUUGGUUUUUUCGAGACAGGGUUUCUCUGUGUAGCCCUGGCUGUCCUGGAACUCACUUUGUAGACCAGGGUGGCCUCGAACUCAGAAAUCCACCUGCCUCUGCCUCCCAAGUGCUGGGAUUAAAGGCGUGCGCCAUCACGCCCGGCUCACACUUUUAGAUUUUUUUCUGAAGCUUUGGAUUCUUUAACUUCCUUCUAGCACACGUUCCACUUCAUGGAUUUGUUAGGUCAUCUUGACUGUCUUCAGGAUAUAUCCCUGAAGUCCUCUGAACCUUUAGUUCCAUUAUGGACCCAAGCAAGACUGUAUAUGAACGUUUAACUCUGAUUGUAUUGGUACAUGGAAACUUUUGAAAACUAGUUGCACUAAUUAUUUAUUUAAGUAGCCUUUUGUUGAACAUGCUUAGUUGAUUAAUAAGACACUUGGAAACUCAGCAAACAACUAGCUUUUGUAGUCAUAGAAACAACUGGUGGUAGGCACCAGGAAUACAGCUUAUCUUCUGGACUCCUGCUGAGUUGGGGUUUGCAGAAAACACUUGUGAAAUCCUUUGUGCUGAAGACUUGCACUGGGGGUAAUCCAUGGGACAGAUGACCCCCUCCCCCUUGUAUUAUUGAGUACUGAUAAGAUUUUGAAAACGAAACACAAAAUACUGUAUGUUGGCCUUUUCCCCCAAUCUUAAAUUUUUGCAAUUUUGGAUUCUCUGAAUUGUUUUGGAAGGAUACUCUGUAACAAUGAGCCAGACCUACAGUAAUCGGAGACUUUUAAUGUAUGUAAUAUUUUAUAGAUUGCAUGCUGUUAAUACUGUGAGGUUAUUUCCUGUUUUAUUGUAAAUUUUCCCAUUUAUUUGCCCAUAAACUAAAAUAUGGUUGAUAUUAGGAAUUUUAAACAAAUGUUGAAACUUUGCUGACCAGAAUACAACCACUUUACCAAGACACAGGUACUGAGGGCUCUGGUCUAUCCUGAAAUGUCUGAUUCUGUGCACAGUUCCUUUACCCUUAAAAAAAAAAAGAAAAGAAAAAGGAGGAAAAAAAAAAAGACUGGACAUGUCUCUUUUUUUGGUGUUAAUAUUUGAAGGUCCAAGGAUCUGAGUGAAAAUACAUUCUUGUGUUUGAUCUUAUAGCCAAGGCAAAUUAGAAACAAAAAUAGUGCCAAUAUUUUGAAAUCUAGACCCAAGAUUUCAGCCUGCUGUGUUUGGAAUAAAUAUGAAUUUUUAAAGAUGUCUCCUACAGUAUUUUCCUUUUGGCUACUUCUGUCUUCCUGAGAGGUACUUGUUGUCCUCAUCUAGGGAUUAGCACAGGACUGCUGAGUUUGCUAUUCUUAAGUCACUGGGUGAUAGUUUUUACCCCCUCCUUUCCUUACCAGUACUACUGCUGUUUAUAUUACCUGGCUAGAGACUGGUUUAUGCAUCUUUACAAAUGAUGUCUACCAUGUAGUUGCCUCAUUAACAGUUUUAUGUUGAUUAAAGAUGAUUCUUACGUGUGCGACAUCAAAAUGAUAGCUUGCUUUUAUCUUUCAGUUCUCAUUUUCUUUUAAGGUCACCUUUCUGUAGUACAGCUUGCUUUACUCUUUUCUCCUCAUGGAGAACAUGGUGCCUCCCGAAGGCCGCCUUUACUCCUGCAAAGGGUUUUGGUGGAAGAAAUGGUUGGUAGACUUCCAAAUCUUUGAAAUGAAUGGGAGCUGUUUACUUAUGAAUAGCUUUGGCCAGGAACUCCUCCCGAAGGUGACUUGAUGCUUCCCUAACACCAUUUACUUGGAAUCAGAGUUUUUGAACUAAUAAGCUUUAACAAUGUUUGUCCCGGUCUCACCUGAGUGAUGGAGUUAGAUGCUGUGUUUUAGAUAAGCAGCUAGUUAGUUCUUGACUCAGUGCUCGGUUCUCUCUCCACCGGACCAACUAUUGUAGCUAAGCGUGCUGUACUUUUUCUUUAGAAAUAGAGUUCUACCUGUAUUCAGGAUUAUACUUGAAAAAAUAUGCCAUGUUCUGAUAAAUAACCAUCAAAGUAUUCAAAUUGCUUAAAGGAAUUCAAGUGCAACCUGCAUUCACCCCUUCUGAAACUUAAUUCAUAAAUUCCUUUCUAUAAAGCUGUGUGUAGCAAGAAUGCAUUGUAUUUAGUUCUAUGCUGGCAGGAACAGAAUGGAGCACAACAAAGUACACAGCCUUACUUACGAGAGCCUUACAAAGUUACUAAAUGAAGGCAUUGAGCUGGCUAUCUAAAUUUACUUUAUGCUCUUUGUUUUAUUGAGAAUCUCUAUUUUAAAAAAAAAAUCAACAAAUGGAAUGACAGGGCCUAGCUGUGUAAAUUACCUUGCAAAAUAUGUUAAUUUUUUUUGUAAAAAAAAAGAUUAUUUUCACAUUAAACUGAAGCCUCUUUUGCAAGUUCAGAAAUCUAUGGGAAAGCAGUUUUUAAUCAUAUUUUAUGUCCAUGUACCUUUUUUCUUAAUAAAAUGGUUUACAAAAAGAAUGUAAACAAUUUAUGAUCUGGCAGUUACACUAAGGGUUCCCAGAGAGUUGGUGGUACUGAGUAAAAAACCAUUCAGGCAACUUGAGCAGACAACUGUUGCCAGUAACAUUCCUUGUGUGGGCCAUGAAGCACCUCCAGAUGAGUGAGGGACAGUCACUUAACUUUUCAAUUGUACUCGGAAUAAUUACUGCUGUGUACUAAGAACUUGACCCAAAUAAAAACCACACGAAGUGUA